Molecule: messenger RNA, 2136 nt
Organism: Drosophila rhopaloa
Lineage: Eukaryota; Metazoa; Arthropoda; Insecta; Diptera; Drosophilidae
Product: esterase B1
Exons: 2
Coding region: 125-1825 (566 amino acids)
Source: RefSeq, a predicted model, not a curated record
ACCAUUUUCAGUCUCUGGCUGGCGUUCGAGCUCGUUGGAAGUGUCGGGGAAGAUUGCGGCCAAAAAGUAGAUUAAAUUUGUAAUACAUUUAUUUAUUUAGCGGAAUAAUAGUGAGCAGGCAGAUAUGGAUUUGCACUUGAGCUUUGGUGAGAAGUUGAAAUUGGGCGCCAAAGUCAUUGGCCAUAAGGUCGUUCAGUACAAACUGGGCACGGGUCACACCAAAGAGUUGUCCACCAAAUAUGGCCAGUUGAAGGGUCAGCAGCGCAGAACCGUCUACGAUGCCGAACUCUACUACUCCUUCGAAGGGAUUCCCUUCGCCCAACCUCCACUGGGUGAACUGCGUUUCCGCGCCCCUCAACCUCUGAAAUCCUGGCAGGGAGUAAGGGAUUGCACCUACGCCAGGGAGAAGCCCAUGCAGAGGAACUCUAUUACCAACACUGCCGAGGGCUCCGAGGAUUGCCUGUAUCUCAAUGUUUACGCCAAGAAACUGGAGAGCCCAAAACCUCUGCCCGUGAUGGUCUGGAUUUUCGGAGGCGGUUUUCAGAUAGGCGGAGCCUCCCGAGAGCUCUACGGACCGGAUUACUUUAUGAAACACGAUGUCCUGCUGGUCACCCUCAACUAUCGCGUGGGUGCCCUGGGAUUUUUGAGUCUGAAGGACAAGACGCUCAAGAUACCCGGCAAUGCGGGUCUGAAGGACCAAGUACAGGCACUUCGCUGGGUCAAGGACAACAUAGCCAGUUUUAAUGGUGAUCCCGAGAAUAUAACCCUUAUGGGAGAGUCAGCCGGUGGGGCCUCCACCCACAUCCUCAUGCAAACGGAACAGGCCAGAGGACUCUUCCAUCGCGCCAUCGUUCAAUCGGGUUCGGCUUUAUGUGCCUGGGCCACGCAACCGGAUCGAAAAUGGCCCCAACGAUUGGGCAAGGAACUGGGCUAUGCCGGUAAUCUGGACAGCGAGAAGGAACUGCUGGAGUUCUUCCAGCAAAUACCCGCUGCCAAGUUGGCCUUGUACUGCAAUGCGAUUGUGACGCAGGAGGAGGAGCGGGACUAUGAGAUCUUGGCCUUUGCCCCGGUAAUCGAACCCUAUGUUGGCGAGGAUUGCGUGAUCCCAAAGACGCAACAGGAGCAGUUGUCCAGUGCCUGGGGCAAUCAGAUUCCGAUGAUCAUAGGCGGAACCUCCUUCGAAGGACUCUUCUCGUAUCAGACCACCUUGCAGGAUCCACUCUAUAUGCUGAGUGCCUUCGAGGCAAUCAUUCCCAAGCAAGUGCGAGAUGCCAUCGAUAAGGAUGAGCUGGCGGAGAUGGUAAGGAGGCUGAAGAAGUCCUACUUCGACGAUCCUGAACGGGCCAGCAUGGAGCUGUACGAAUGUCUGCACAUCCUGAGCAUCAAGAACUUCUGGCACGACAUUCAUCGCACUUUGCUCGCCAGAUUGGCCUAUGCGCCCAGCUCAUCCACGUAUCUCUACCGAUUCGACAUGGAUUCGCCCCACUUCAAUCACUACAGGAUCUUGAAGUGUGGUAGAAAGGUGAGGGGUGUGAGCCAUGCAGACGACAUCUCCUACUUGUUCUACGGAGUACUCGCCAGUAAAUUGGACAAGAAAUCUCCUGAAUACCGCACCAUUGAGCGGUUGGUUGGCAUGUGGACAGCAUUUGCCGCCACUGGAGAUCCCAAUUGCGAAAUCAUCGCCCCCGUGAAGUGGGAUCCUUUGCGACCAGGUGGCUCGGAACUCUGCCUCAACAUUGCCGAUGGUUUGGAGUUCAUCCCAUUGCCGGAAAGCAAACAGUUUGUUGUUUGGGAUAGUUUCUAUACCAGGGAGAGUCUCUACUAAGAAGAUUGCAUAACUAUCUCAAUUCGGGAAAUUCAAGCAGCUUUAAAUGGUGUUCUUAUUAAUUAAUUGAUCCUCCGUCAAUAAAGUCCAAUAUAGCUAGGCCAACUUAGUUAAGAAUGAAAUUCUGAAUUCAUUGUGCGUGGUUUUUAUAGGCUUUGUAAACUUUCACUUUUAUAUUAAGGUCGAUAGACUAUUCAGUACUCUUGAAUUUAUUAGCGUUAAACCGGUUAAUUCUACUAUUUUUCUAUGUCAAACUUUGAACAAAUUAUAGCGAAAAAUAAAACCAAAAAAUUUGUCACAGACAAAAUCAA